AUGGAUUCCUUGAGCUCAUUACAGCCUGCUUCCUAUGUUGGUUUUGAUACUAUAACUAAUCAGAUCGAACAUCGUUUGUUGAAGAAAGGUUUCCAAUUCAAUAUAAUGGUAGUAGGUCAAUCCGGCUUGGGUAAAAGUACUUUGAUAAAUACAUUAUUUGCCUCUCAUUUGAUUGAUUCCGCUACUGGCAACGAUAUCUCCGCUUUACCUGUUUCAAAAACCACCGAAAUGAAAAUUUCUACUCACACUCUAAUAGAGGAUCGUGUUCGCUUGAAUAUUAACGUUAUAGAUACACCUGGAUUUGGUGACUUUAUCGACAACUCUAAGGCCUGGGAACCUAUCGUGAAAUACAUCAAAGAGCAACAUUCUCAAUACUUACGUAAAGAAUUGACAGCACAACGUGAAAGAUUUAUUGUUGAUACACGAGUCCAUGCUAUUCUUUAUUUCGUCCAACCGAAUGGAAAGGAGUUGAGUCGCCUUGAUGUUGAAGCUUUAAAAAGACUGACGGAAAUAGCAAAUGUGAUACCUGUUAUUGGUAAGUCGGAUACAUUAACUUUAGAUGAAAGGGCAGAGUUUAGAGAGCUUAUCCAAAAUGAGUUCGAAAAGUACAAUUUUAAGAUUUACCCUUAUGAUUCGGAAGAGCUUACUGAUGAAGAGUUGGAACUCAAUAGAAGUGUCAGAUCUAUAAUCCCCUUUGCUGUGGUUGGUUCUGAAAAUGAAAUUGAGAUAAAUGGUGAAACUUUUAGGGGAAGAAAAACUCGUUGGAGUGCUAUUAAUGUUGAAGACAUCAAUCAAUGUGAUUUUGUAUAUUUGAGAGAAUUUUUGAUCCGGACCCAUCUCCAGGAUUUAAUCGAAACAACCUCUUACAUUCACUACGAAGGAUUCAGAUCAAGACAAUUAAUAGCUUUGAAGGAAAAUGCGAAUAGUCGUUCCUCAGCCCACAUGUCUAGCAACGCCAUUCAACGUUGA
Saccharomyces kudriavzevii IFO 1802 is the source of this 969-nucleotide messenger RNA. It is a transcript of the gene CDC10, whose product is annotated as septin CDC10. Gene Ontology annotation, molecular function: GTP binding; GTPase activity; molecular adaptor activity. The record is from RefSeq and is a predicted model, not a curated record. Gene Ontology annotation, cellular component: septin ring; cell division site; microtubule cytoskeleton. The coding region runs from base 1 to 969 and encodes 322 amino acids. The transcript has a single exon. Gene Ontology annotation, biological process: cytoskeleton-dependent cytokinesis. Lineage: Eukaryota; Fungi; Ascomycota; Saccharomycetes; Saccharomycetales; Saccharomycetaceae.